Messenger RNA from Williopsis jadinii, 832 nucleotides. Its product is annotated as SDR family oxidoreductase. The coding region runs from base 1 to 759 and encodes 252 amino acids. Lineage: Eukaryota; Fungi; Ascomycota; Saccharomycetes; Phaffomycetales; Wickerhamomycetaceae. The transcript has 4 exons. Gene Ontology annotation, cellular component: intracellular anatomical structure. Gene Ontology annotation, molecular function: oxidoreductase activity, acting on NAD(P)H, oxygen as acceptor. The record is from RefSeq and is a predicted model, not a curated record.
AUGCCAGUUAUCAUUGUGACAGGAGCAUCAAGAGGAAUCGGUGCUUGCAUAGCAGACAUAGUUCUUGGGGAUAAGGAAUCGAGCAUCGUUGCCGUUGCACGGUCUGAGGAUGCGCUGAGAAACUUGAAGAUCAAGUAUGGGGAGGAAAGGGUAGCGACAGUACAGGGGGAUCUUGCGGAUGAAGUGGUUGUCAAACAGGUUGUGGAGUUAUGCAUCGGCAAAUUUGGUCGUAUAGAUUCCAUAGUUGCAAAUGCUGGAAUCCUCGAGCCCGUCCAAAGAGUGGAACUUGCGGACAUCAAGGAAUGGAAGCACCUCUUUGACGUCAACUUCUUCUCCAUAGUUUCGCUGGUGGCACAAUCCAUACCUUAUUUGAAGGAGUCCAAGGGAAACGUCAUCAUGGUGUCAUCCGGUGCCUCUACAAAGGGCUACUACGGAUGGGGUGCGUACGCAGCCUCCAAGGCAGCAGUUAACCAAUUUGCCAUUCAAUUGACUUCGGAGGAGCCAGAAAUCUCCGCCGUGGCUAUAGCACCUGGCGUUGUCGAUACCCAGAUGCAAGUGGAAAUUAGGGAUAAAUUUGGUGCCGACAUGACCAAGGAGGCACACAAGAGAUUCACAGAUCUAAAGAGAAACCAGGAGUUGCUGGAUCCCUCCGUCCCUGCAAGGAUAUACGCCAACAUCGCCCUGAGAGGAAUCGACAAGGAGAUUAACGGCAAGUAUUUGAGGUAUAACGAUCAAUUGCUCGACAAAUACACAAAGUGACGCUCAGACAUCAACAGUUAGUCCAUCGCUGAAGCAAUCAAAUAAACAAUCAUGACGAAUCACAGCACAUAGC